AUGUCUUACUCUGCCGUCCACGCCACCCCCCAAGGCCCGGGUGAUGCCCGACCCACAGCCCUCCAAAUCGUCCAUGACAACAACAUGCAAGAUCAACUCAAAGGCAAAGCCGCCGUCGUGACGGGCGUCUCCUCUGGCCUAGGAGUCGAGACCGUUCGCGCUCUCGCUGCCACCGGCGCAACGCUGUACCUGACAGCCCGGGACCUGACCAAAGCGCGCACAGCCCUAGGCGACAUCUUCCAGCCGGAGAGAAUGGAGCUGGUGCAGAUGGAUCAAGCCUCGCUAGCUAGCGUGCGACAGGCCGCAAAGCUCAUCCUGUCCAAGACAAACAAAGUGAAUAUCCUCAUCGGCAACGCGGGGGUCAUGGCUGUGCCAGACCUGCAGCUCACAGAGGAUGGAUACGAGAUGCAGUUCGCAACGAACCACCUCGCCCACUUCCUGCUGUUCAAUCUGCUCAAGCCAGCUCUACUGGCGGGAAGUACUCCCGAGUUUCAUUCACGAGUAGUUCUGGUCUCGAGUUCAGGACAUCGCGUGCAUGGGAUCAACGAAGCGGAUAAUUAUCAUUUCCAGAAGGGUGGAUAUGAUCCGUUGGUUGCGUAUGGACAGUCCAAGACUGCGAAUAUCUAUACGGCGAGUGAGAUUGAGCGGCGGUAUGGGGGGCAGGGGUUACAUGGGUUGAGUUUGCAUCCUGGGAUUAUUGCUACUGGGCUGGGGAGGUAUCUUUCGGAGGAGCAAAUUCAGGCGUUGUUGACUGAUGAGACGGUGGGUAGGGUUGCGAAGAGUACAGAGCAGGGUGCGGCGACUACACUGUGGGCUGCUGUGGGGAGGGAUUGGGAGGGUAAAGGGGGGAAGUAUUUGACUGAUUGUGCAGAGGCAGAGGAUGGAGAGUACGAUGGGCAUGUUGGGAGGUCGAUUGUGAGUUAUACGUAUUGGCCGGAGGGAGAGGAGCGGUUAUGGAGAGAUUCGUUGGAGAUGGUGGGAUUUCAUGAUUAG
This is a messenger RNA of Aspergillus tubingensis, 993 nucleotides long. Its product is annotated as putative short-chain dehydrogenase/reductase. The transcript has a single exon. Lineage: Eukaryota; Fungi; Ascomycota; Eurotiomycetes; Eurotiales; Aspergillaceae. The record is from RefSeq and is a predicted model, not a curated record. The coding region runs from base 1 to 993 and encodes 330 amino acids.